UGAACGGCUGAUGAGGAAUCACGCACACUCCCAAAAAUGACAGAUCCAAAUGAACUCAAGGUUGAAGCCCUCUUGGACAUCAUCAACUCCUCAGCACGCAAAGCAAUGGCGGAAUACAAGAGCACUAAACAUGGAGUCCCUAGUGUCGAUGCAGACACCCUCCACCCCCUCGAUCUUGCGACAGAUACACUUGCCCUCAGAAAGGCAAUCAGGCUGCUCGAAGGUGCAUGUGAGCAAUUGAACACAAUACUAGCUCCCCCUCAACACACGGUAUAUAAUUUUGUUAACAAUUACAAUUGGGCAUGCAUAGACGUCGCUGUGCAAUCACGUAUUGCAGACGUCUUGGACAGACACCCGGAAGGUCUUAGCGUGGAUGUGUUGGCUGACGCUGUUAACCUCGAUAAGACCAAGGUCGCACGCGUGUUGCGAGGUUUGGCCCUCAGGGGUUGCUUCAAAGAAGUCAAGCGAGACGUAUUUGCAAACACACGACUCUCCCUCGUGCUCAAGGCAACAAAUAACGUCAGGUUUUUUAUAGAAAUUCAGCGAGAAUUCCCAAGAUAUGCUACAGUUCUCUAUGAGACGAUGGUCGACCAAGAGUUUGCAAGGUCAGACAAGCUUGAAAGAGCCCCACGAGCAUUUGCUCUCAGAAAGGAAGGCAAAAAGAACGGCUUCUGGGAUAUGGACGAUGAGGCACGCGAUAUAUUUCACAAAGCCAUGAUGGGCUAUUCUGAGAUCCUAAACUUUUCUGCGGUGCUGCAUUACUACCCUUGGGACAACGUAUCCUCUGUGGUGGAUGUUGGAUCUGGAACCGGAGCAAUGUCUAUUCCUCUGGCGAAAAUGUUCCCUCAUCUCAGAAUAACCAAUCAGGAACUCCCAGAAACCAUAAUGCUGUCAAGAAACACAUGGGAGAAGAAUGCUCCCGAGAUGCUGCUCGACGGGCGUAUAGAGUUCGUGCCACUGAAUUUCCUGGAGGAGUCACCUGUCGUCGGAAAGGAUGUUUACUACUUAAGGAGCAUCAUUCAUAACUGGCCGGAUGAGGAGUCAAAGGUGAUUCUCCGUAAUGUUCGCAAAGCAAUGGGACCAAACAGCCGAGUGUUGAUUCAUGACUGCGUGCUCUCGCGCGCAUUCGGAGAGCCUGACGUAGGGGCUAGCGAGUCCUGCAAAGAUCAUAAGGCGCUCGAACCUACAUUACUGAACUUCGGUAGUCACAUACCACACCAGAUGGGCAUGAUCAUGUGGUUUCUUUACAAUGGCAAGAAGCGAACUUUGAAGGAAUUCAAGGAUAUUGGGGCCAGUGCUGGUCUGGUGCUCACCCAAACCUAUGAUCUUGUAGGGACGAUGCUCUUGGAGUUCGCAAUCGCUCAGGACUGAGUACUGAUGCCGAACACAUUCUGUGAUCUUCUGUUAUU
Molecule: messenger RNA, 1409 nt
Organism: Suillus discolor
Lineage: Eukaryota; Fungi; Basidiomycota; Agaricomycetes; Boletales; Suillaceae
Product: S-adenosyl-L-methionine-dependent methyltransferase
Exons: 11
Coding region: 37-1371 (444 amino acids)
Molecular function (GO): O-methyltransferase activity
Source: RefSeq, a predicted model, not a curated record